Loxodonta africana (African savanna elephant) is the source of this 965-nucleotide messenger RNA. Its product is annotated as olfactory receptor 4P4-like. NCBI's taxonomy places the organism in Eukaryota, Metazoa, Chordata, Mammalia, Proboscidea, Elephantidae. Gene Ontology annotation, biological process: G protein-coupled receptor signaling pathway. Gene Ontology annotation, molecular function: olfactory receptor activity; G protein-coupled receptor activity. The coding region runs from base 36 to 965 and encodes 309 amino acids. The record is from RefSeq and is a predicted model, not a curated record. The transcript has a single exon. Gene Ontology annotation, cellular component: plasma membrane.
UUCAAGUGACUUAUGUAUUCUAUGUACACUAGGCCAUGGGAAACAGCAAUAACGUCACUGUAUUUAUUCUCUUGGGACUUUCUCAAAGCAAAAAUAUUGAAAUCUUCUGCUUUGCAUUAUUUUUAUUUUGCUAUAUUGCUAUUUGGAUGGGAAAUUUGCUCGUAAUGAUUUCUAUCACUUUCAGUCAUCUAAUUGACCAACCCAUGUAUUUUUUCCUUAAUUACCUCUCUCUCUCUGACCUCUGUUACACAUCCACAGUGACACCCAAACUAAUGACCGACUUACUGGCAGAAAGGAAGACCAUUUCCUAUAAUAACUGCAUGACACAGCUCUUUACCUCACAUUUCUUUGGAGGCAUUGAGAUCUUCAUCCUCACAGGGAUGGCCUAUGACCGCUACGUGGCCAUCUGUAAGCCCCUGCACUACACUGUCAUCAUGAGCAGGCAGAGGUGUAACACAAUCAUCAUAGCUUGUUGUUUCGGAGGAUUUGUACACUCUGCCGUUCAGUUAUUUCUCACUAUCUUCUUACCCUUCUGUGGCCCCAAUGAGAUAGAUUACUAUUUCUGUGAUGUGUAUCCUUUGCUGAAACUGGCCUGCACUAAUACGCACACCAUAGGCCUCUUAGUCAUUGCUAAUUCAGGCCUAAUUGCUUUGGUGACUUUUGUUGUAUUGAUGUUGUCUUAUUUUUUUAUAUUAUACAGGCUCAGAGCAUAUUCUGCAGAGAGCCGCAGUAAAGCUGUUUCCACUUGCAGUUCUCACAUAACAGUGGUGGUUCCAUAUUUUGCCCCUGCAUUAUUCAUUUAUAUUAGACCAGCCAUAACUUUUCCAGAAGAUAAAGUGUUUGCUCUUUUCUGUACCAUCUUUGCUCCCAUGUUCAACCCUUUGAUCUACACCCGGAGAAACAUGGAGAUGAAGAAUGUCAUGAGGGAAGUUUGGUGCCAUCAAAUCCUCUUGGAAGGAAAGUAA